This is a messenger RNA of Pseudophryne corroboree (corroboree frog), 617 nucleotides long. RefSeq names its product ubiquinol-cytochrome-c reductase complex assembly factor 6. Gene Ontology annotation, biological process: mitochondrial respiratory chain complex III assembly. Gene Ontology annotation, cellular component: mitochondrion. The record is from RefSeq and is a predicted model, not a curated record. The coding region runs from base 159 to 395 and encodes 78 amino acids. Lineage: Eukaryota; Metazoa; Chordata; Amphibia; Anura; Myobatrachidae. The transcript has 4 exons.
GGAAGGGGAGCUUAACCGCCUGUGUGCCGGGAGGGGGAUGGGAUACAUGGUGGUGACGUCUCCUGCCACGGAGCGCGGUCAGUGACGCCGCGUGUGACUCUGGAGCUGGCUGAUUACGAGAAGAUCUGCUAAGCAGUUAUAUAAGGAGGAUUGAUGCAAUGGCUAAUACUGGUGAUUGCAAAAUGUAUCGCCAUAUCACAAUGCCUGCUGGUGUAUCGUGGCCUCAGUACUUGAAAAUGCUCAGUGGCGGCCUUCUUUCCAUGUUUGCAGGGGCAGAAGUUGUGCACAGAUACUACAGGCCAGAUCUUAGUGUUCCAGAAAUUCCACCAAAACCUGGCGAGUUGAAGACAGAACUUCUUGGAUUGAAAGCAAAAAAAGAAAAAGAAACCAGCUAGUGAUCUGAUUUAUGAACACCUUCUUUUAGAAAAGCAAAAAAUACUUUGUUGUUCCCUUUUUAUGAAGGCUCUGCGUGUUUUCUCAUUACAAUGUUAAACUUUUUUGAAAUCACUAAAUUCUCCUUACAUUGAAAUAUGUAAUGAAAAUACAUAUUGAAAUGCAAAUGUUGACAUACUGUAUUAUAUGAGGACAUCCACAAAAUAAAUUUUUUUUAUAAAAGA